GUCAGAGGGCACGCACGCAACACGGGCCUUGCGUCGUGACGCACUUCCGGUCCUCUCCGAGGUUCCCCCUCUGUGCUCUUCACCGUCGCGCCGUGAACUGGAUGUUUUGGUGAAAAAUUACGGUGUCGAAAAGCGACGUGAACACGUUUUACACAUGACGUUCGAAACGAGCGGGACCUAAAGCGGCGCGGCGGCGGGAAGAGGCGCGCGUGCGGCGACGGUUUCCGCUCAACUCGACAUCACGUAUCCCUCCGCAUGUCCGCUUUCUUCGUAGAUGGUCUCCGGCGAGCGUGUGUCUGGCGGCGGACGACGAGUUCUCGACGUGUAACAUGAAGGAGAUGAUUGGCGGUUGCUGCGUGUGCUCCGACGAGAGGGGCUGGGCGGAAAACCCGCUGGUGUACUGCGACGGACACGGCUGCAACGUAGCCGUGCACCAAGCCUGCUAUGGCAUUGUUCAGGUGCCCACUGGUCCUUGGUUCUGUAGAAAGUGUGAAUCUCAAGAGAGAGCAGCCCGUGUGAGAUGUGAGCUGUGUCCCCACAAAGAUGGAGCCCUAAAGAGGACAGACAACGGAGGCUGGGCCCAUGUAGUUUGUGCCCUUUACAUACCUGAGGUGGAGUUUGCUAAUGUUUCAACUAUGGAGCCCAUAGUUCUCCAGUCUGUGCCACAUGAGCGCUACAACAAGACAUGUUAUAUAUGUGAGGACCAGGGCAGAGAGAGUAAAGCAGCCACUGGAGCCUGUAUGACCUGCAACAAACACGGCUGCAGACAGGCCUUCCAUGUCACAUGCGCCCAGUUUGCAGGGUUGUUAUGUGAGGAACAAGGAUCGGAUGCAGACAACGUCAAGUACUGUGGAUACUGCAAAUACCACCACAGCAAAUUGCGAAGGAGCAGGGGCCGUGGUAGUAGGUCUCAAAGCUUAAGUGACUCUUCCUCUCAGUGUAUGGAUAGACCCCCAGACACGGACAAGAAGAAACACAAGGAGCGAGACAGGCACAAACCAAAACACAAGAAGACCCCCAUGGACAUGUCCCCGUCCCUUGUCCUUCCAAAUAUCAUGGUCCCAGACAAGACCUUCAUCAGCAGCAGCUCAGGGGGUGGCGUCCCCUCCCUGCCUGCAUCCUCGCAGAAGCGACUUGACGACGGCACUGCUCGUUUCACCAACGCCAACUUUCAGGAAGUGUCUUCCGUUCACUCCAGCGGUGGCUCCAAAGACGGCCUGGCUGCAGACACUGGGAAAACAGCUGCUGAGGUGAAGAAUAAGAAGAACAGCGGCGGGAGUCACACGGUGGGACAGAGGGGCGGCCGCAAGUCUCUCACCUCCUCAGGGAAACCCCUUCCCUCCGCCGUGGUCACCAUGGCAACCUCCUCCACAUCUGCCUCUGCCUCCACUGGGCCUUUCCACCAAGGCCUCCUGUUGACCAGUGCCAGCAAGACGCCCUCUGCCCCUUCCUCUUCAGACUUCCUGAGUUUCUCUGACUCAUCGUUGCGUUCCGGGGGUGGAACUACCUUUUCCUCGCCGCCAUCGUUCAGCAGCUGCCUUGUGAAGCCGAGCUCGGAAAGCGGCGCUUCAGAGGGAACCACAACACUUUUUGGGUCUCUUGUGUCAGCUACUACAGCUUCUGCAGUGGGCGGGAAGCUGUAUGAGAAUUCCCACAGUCACACUGCAAGCGAGACGACAAGCCUCAGUGGGUCCACUGGAUACAAACGGCCCCAGCCCUCUGGUCCAGGGCCAGGCAUCGGCGGAGCAGUGGCGGGAGGAGGGGAAGAUGGGGUAAAGAAGAAAAAGAAGGGCAACUGGCGAAACAGAUUUGGACCUUGCUUCACUACGGAUGUGAAGCCCUCAGAGCCAGCUCCCUCCCUGACUCUCCCUACCUCCUCCACAGCCAACACCUCCUCCACCUCCUCCCCCUCGUCCUCUUCAUCCACGACGCUCUCAGGCCGGCCAGGCUUAGUCUCCAGCAGUGGAUUAGGGGUGGGAGUCGGAGGAGGAGCAGGAGAGAGGGGGCUGGGGGUCAUGGGUGUCAGCGGUGGGAUUCAAAAGUCCCCGUCACUCCUCAGGAAUGGGAGUCUGCAAAGCAACAGCGGCUCCACAAGCACUGGGCCAGGUGUUUUCUCUGGUGCUGAUGGGUCAUCGACGGGGACAGGGGCGGUCACCGUGGGCGUGUCCAGCUCCGAGUUGUCCCAGCAACAGCAACCCACGCCCUCUCUUCCCCCUCCCUCCCCAUUCACCGCCACUGCUCCGCUAACCAGCACAGGCACCACACACGUGAGCAGUAUGCCGGGGUCCGUCUUCAACCUCGCUCCCUCCCACAUGUUUGGCAACAGGCUGAACCCCAACUCGGCCGCGGCAGCACUCAUGGCCCAGUCUGAGGCCUCACCAGCAGAUCAGGAGGUGGGAGACGGCAGCAGCAGCGUCGGAGCUCAGGGCUUCUCCAUAAGAGCUUCUCCCAAGACCACCCCGCGCUCUCCCAUUGGUGGCCUGCAGAUCCGCUAUGACUCCUCGGGGUCGUUGCCGGGGCCGGGUCUGGGGUUGCUAGGGGCGGGGGGAGGCAGCGGGGAGACGCUGCUCCCGGUGGCCACCAGCAUAGAGCAGCUCCUGGAACGGCAGUGGAACGAGGGGCAGAGCUUCCUGCUCCAGCAGGGAGGGCAAGGAGAUGUGGUGGGGAUGUUGAAGUCGCUCCACCAGCUUCAGGAGGAGAACCGGAGGUUGGAGGAGCAGAUCAAAACUCUGACUAUGAAGAAAGAGAGACUGCAGCUUCUCAGCGCUCAGUUAUCAGUGCCUUUCACUCCCACCACAGCCUGCUCUGAUGUGAAAGGAGCCCAGCUUGGAGCCACCGACUCAUCAUUACCUGUUGCAGCUCAGGAUAGUACUUCUUGUGGUGGCCACAGCAGUAGUGGCUCCACCUCCUCCCUCUCCACGCCUCCCUCCGUCUCCCAUAGCCCACCCCAGCCGCAGCUCAAUGGACUCGCCAAUGUGGGGGCAACCCCGGCCGGGCUGGGCGUGGUAGCUGGGCUGAUGGGUGCAAUCGGCACGGGCAGCUCUCUGGGCAUUGGGGGAAUCGUUGGUGCGCUGAACGGGGUCAUCCAGACACCAGCGGGCACCGGCAGCCCUCACCAACACACUAGUGGAGCAGCUACGGGCGUCACGUUGCCGGUCAACAACAGCAGCUCAACAACUAGUAAGAACAGUGCCGCACGGCUUGGUCUGUUGUCUGAGCAGCACAGACUCCUCCUCCAGCAGCAUCAGCUCCAGCAGCUGCUGUCCUCGCAGCCUUCAGCGUGUCUGUUGAUCUCCGUCAGUAAUCUCCCCAUCUGA
This is a messenger RNA of Paralichthys olivaceus (Japanese flounder), 3317 nucleotides long. The record is from RefSeq and is a predicted model, not a curated record. Lineage: Eukaryota; Metazoa; Chordata; Actinopteri; Pleuronectiformes; Paralichthyidae.